GUUAGCUAUUAGCAAUAACAAUUUGUAGCAAAUUUUGGUUUUCUAGGUUUUUAAACGUCGGGCGUCAGCUGAAACGAACUUUUUUUCGGUGCAAAUGUAUGGAAUUUCGUUUUCGGUGUAUGCGAAACGUAGCUUAAACAACAUACAUUCUAAAAUGCCAGAAGAUAUCUUGGGACAGAUAUACAUUUUGAAGAGAAGUGAACAUUUCGAUGCCUACAUGAAAGAACUGGGUGUUGGUUUGACCCUACGCAAGAUGGGCAACACUGUAAUUCCCCAAUGUGUAUUGGAGAAAAAUGAUGAUGACAUCUAUACAUUUAACCUGAGAACUCCUUAUCACAGUUAUUGCAUAAAUUUUGAGCUGGGUAAAGAAUUUACAGAAGUGACUUUGGAUAAUCGUGUGGUAAAGACUAUUUGUCAUUUAGACAACAACGUUUUCAUACAAGAUCAGUCAGCUGAUGGUUUGAAAUCAACAAAAAUUGUGCGAGAAUUUUUAGAGGAUGAACUGAUAACGACUCUGUCUGUGGGUGAUGUUAAGGCGGUUAGAGUUUAUGGUGUUUUAGAAGAAACUGGGUAAAAUCUAAAUUUAUGUUAGACAUAAUAAUAUGUCAUUAUCAUUAAACAAUGCAAUAACUAUUUUUACAUGUUUUCAUUUGAGAAAUUUUAUUGAUUCGAAUCAAAAUAUAGAAAAAUCUUAUUUAAUGAAUAUU
Molecule: messenger RNA, 707 nt
Organism: Calliphora vicina (urban bluebottle blowfly)
Lineage: Eukaryota; Metazoa; Arthropoda; Insecta; Diptera; Calliphoridae
Product: probable fatty acid-binding protein
Exons: 2
Coding region: 95-574 (159 amino acids)
Biological process (GO): fatty acid transport
Cellular component (GO): nucleus; cytosol
Molecular function (GO): fatty acid binding
Source: RefSeq, a predicted model, not a curated record